AUGACUGAGACUCAGGCUCCCGAGGUUGACUACACCCUCAACAACCCCGAUACCCUCACCAAGUACAAGACUGCUGCGCAGAUCUCUCACAAAGUCCUCGAGGCUGUUGCAGGAUGGUGUGUUGAGGGAAGCAAGAUCGUUGAGCUCUGCCAGAAGGGUGACCAGCUCCUCGAUGAGGAGCUCGCCAAGGUCUACAAGGGCAAGAAGAUCACCAAGGGUAUCGCUCACCCCACGACGGUCUCCCCUAGCUCCCAUGUGACUCCUUACACCCCAUUGGUGUCGGACGCUCAAGAGGCCGAGACCACCCUCAAGGCCGGGGAGAUUGUCAAGAUCCAACUCGGUGCCCAGAUCGAUGGCUUCGGUACCAUUGUUUGCGACAUGAUCGUUGUCGCUGACAAGGACUCGUCCAAGGAUGUUGUGACCGGCCGUGAGGCUGACCUCAUCCACGCUACUCACUAUGCCAACGAGCUCCUGCUCAGACUCAUGGUGCCCCCCGGUCUCCUGGCCAGCGGCACUGAAGAGGAGAAGAAGAAGGCCGCUGCUGAGAAGGCCCCUACCCAGAGCCAGAUUUCCAGCCUGAUCGAGAAGGUCGCCAAAGCUUACGACUGCAAUGUCGUCGAGAACACCACCAGCUGGCUGUUUGACCGCAACGAGAUCGAGGGCGAGAAGAAGAUCAUUCUUUCUCCUGGCUCCGGUGUCAAGGGUGAGGGUGUUCCCGAUGUCGGUGAGGUCUGGGGUGUUGAGAUUGGUCUCUCUCUUGGAUCUGGAAAGGUCAAGACCCUGCCUCUCCGCGCCACUCUGCACCGCCGUACCACCACCACCUAUAUCCUCAAGAGACCCAGCUCGAGACAGACUCUGUCCGAAGUCGUCAAGAAGUUCGGCACUUUCCCCUUCAGCUUGCGCCAGCUUGAUGAUGAGAAGGCCGCCAAGGUCGGUGUCGUUGAGUGUGUCCGUGGCGGUGUCCUGAGACAGUACGAACCCGCUGGUGAUGCCGACAACGCUCCCGUUUCUCGUCUGCUGACGACCAUUGCUAUCACCAAGAACGGUAUCACCAAACUGGCGGCCCCCACCACCCCUGAUCUGUCCAAGUUCCAGACCGACAAGAAGAUCGAGGAUGAGGAGAUUCUCAAGAUCCUCGAGCGCCCCUUGGCCAGAAACACCGGCAACAAGAACAAGAACAAGAAGAAGAAGCCCGCUGCCAAGGAGGGAGAGUCCAAGGAUGAGUAA
This is a messenger RNA of Aspergillus clavatus NRRL 1, 1227 nucleotides long. RefSeq names its product curved DNA-binding protein (42 kDa protein). The coding region runs from base 1 to 1227 and encodes 408 amino acids. Lineage: Eukaryota; Fungi; Ascomycota; Eurotiomycetes; Eurotiales; Aspergillaceae. The transcript is spliced from 5 exons. The record is from RefSeq and is a predicted model, not a curated record.